Neurospora hispaniola is the source of this 285-nucleotide messenger RNA. RefSeq lists its product as uncharacterized. The record is from RefSeq and is a predicted model, not a curated record. The transcript is spliced from 3 exons. The coding region runs from base 1 to 285 and encodes 94 amino acids. Lineage: Eukaryota; Fungi; Ascomycota; Sordariomycetes; Sordariales; Sordariaceae.
AUGACCGUCGCCGUCGGUGAUCACCGGUCUCAAGUGGUGAGGAGUGAUGCAAGGAUGGGUCCAAAUUCGCGCCAGGACGAGAUGAAACCCGCGAUUGAAUUCGACCGUCUUCACGCAAAGAUCAUCUUCUUGCCCGUGACGGUUUCGGAGUUGGGGAGACGGGAAGCACCGGCGGCUCCGCGAAUGACCUCAGUCACGCAUGGCCCGUGCACCCUGUUAUGCACUCUCUCAGGUUAUGCCUGCUGGUGGCAUGACGGAGACUCCCACACACAGAUCGACGGCUAG